Molecule: messenger RNA, 3051 nt
Organism: Cololabis saira (Pacific saury)
Lineage: Eukaryota; Metazoa; Chordata; Actinopteri; Beloniformes; Belonidae
Gene: rnf14
Product: ring finger protein 14
Exons: 9
Coding region: 90-1547 (485 amino acids)
Biological process (GO): ubiquitin-dependent protein catabolic process; protein polyubiquitination; positive regulation of proteasomal ubiquitin-dependent protein catabolic process
Cellular component (GO): ubiquitin ligase complex; cytoplasm
Molecular function (GO): zinc ion binding; ubiquitin protein ligase activity; ubiquitin conjugating enzyme binding
Source: RefSeq, a predicted model, not a curated record
GCAGGGGGCGCUGCCGCACACGUGUAUUGUCAUGACGGAACUAUCAGGGGCCAGAAGUCACUAAAACUAAAACUUGUGGUUGCUAAGGGAUGUAUAUGUCUGAGGACAAGGACUCUCAGGAGGAUGAACUUCUUGCUUUGGCAAGUAUUUAUGAUGAGGAGGAGUUCCGCCGCUCGGAGUCAACUCAAGGGGGAGAGAUCAUCAUGUGCCUGGAGCUCCCUCCUGGUUUCAAAGUGGUGGUGAAAGGAGAGAAAACAGCCGAGCAUGCUGUCUGUUUCUUGCCCCCUUUGGUGCUUAAUUUUGAGCUGCCUGAAGAUUAUCCAUCCACAUCUGCACCAGGGUUCACCCUCAGCUCCAAAUGGAUGACCAAAGCUCAGUUGAGCUCACUAUGCCGACGCCUGGAUGAGUUGUGGGAGGAAAACCAGGGUUGUGUGAUUCUGUUCACAUGGAUCCAGUUUCUCAAAGAAGAAGCUCUUGACUUCCUGGUCGUCCAGUCUCCUCUUGAAGUCGUCAGGGGCGGCGGUAAAGCAGCCAGUGAACGGAGGAAAACGGAUCCUGCUCCCACCGCCGUGGCACAGUGUGGGAGUCUGUCUGAAAAACCAGAGGAAAAGAAAACGGAAGUUAGCACAGACAAGUCUGAACAACACCUUUUGUUAUCACCCCAGCCUGAUCCGCGGGGUGUUGUUCUGAUGGACCCGCGUACUGACCCGCUACCUCAGCUCCUGGACUUUGACGAGGCACAGCGGCAGAAGGUCUUUGACUGCAAAGUAUUCUGCUGUGGAAUCUGCUUCGUGGAGAAGCUGGGCUCCAACUGUCUGUGUUUUAAGGAGUGCCAGCACGUCUACUGCAAAGACUGCUUGACUGAGUACUUCCAGAUUCAAAUACGAGACGGCAACGUUCAGUGCCUCAAUUGUCCUGAGCCCAAAUGUACCUCAUUAGCGACACCGUUGCAGGUGAAACAGCUGGUAGACGAGGAGCUGUUCGCCCGAUACGACCGUUUGCUGCUUCAGUCCAGUUUGGACCUCAUGGCUGACGUGGUGUACUGCCCCCGUCAGUUCUGUGGCACCGCUGUAAUGGUGGAGCCAGACACAACCAUGGGCAUUUGCACAGUUUGCAAGUAUGCGUUUUGUACGCUGUGCAAGCUGGGCUACCACGGGGUCUCCAACUGUAAAAUUACUGCAGAUGAAUUACGCAACCUCAGAGAUGAGUACCUGUCUGCCACUAAUGAGGGGAAGAAGUUCAUGGAGCAACGCUUUGGAAAACGGGUGAUUCAAAAAGCCGUGGAGGAAUCUUUCAGCAGAGACUGGCUCAACGAGAACUGCAAAGCUUGCCCUCGCUGUGGAACCAACAUACAGAAAGUGGACGGCUGUAACAAGAUGACCUGUACCAGUUGUAAACAGUACUUUUGUUGGCUGUGCAUGGGCAUCCUCACCAAAGGAAACCCAUACAGCCACUUCAACAACCCGCAGUCUCCCUGUUACAACCAACUCUUCCUCGGUGUCGACGUGGAUGACGACAACGACUUCUGGAGUGACGAGGACGACUGACACCAGCCUAGUGCCUCACUGCUGUACGCGCCAUUUGAAUGCACUUUAUAACUCGCAUAACCAUCAGUUCACCUGUGACUCACUAUGCCUGAAUCGGCCCCGUGAUGCCACCGCAUCACUAACUUUGAUACCUUAGUGAAGACUUCAAAUGUGAUCAAACAUUGAUUGUCAGGGUGCACACUAUUAAUAGUUACAUAAUAUAUGACGAAUGUCGUAUCUAAACUAUGUACGUACCCUGGUAUUGACAGAAACAGCCUUUGCCUUUUUGUUAAAGUUUAGCAUUUUGUCAAGCAUAUUUUUUGUUCUAAACAUCAGGGAUGUGUAUCUUCACGAGGGGUUACUGAUUCAGCACACAUUUUUCUAACAACAAUUUUAGAUAAUGAAACGUUAUAGAGCCUAGCUCAAGAACACGAGGGAAAUUAUGAUCGGGUAACUUUGGUGUAAGUCUAAAGUGAAAAUAAAACAAUCAGAUUGAUUACCUCUUUCAAUUCAGCUAAGCACUUUGUCAUGCGAUGGGUUCACUUUGCAGGGCUUGUGAUCAUGAUAAAAAAAUAAUAAAAGGAACAUUGAUUGAGCACAGUUUGGUUAGUUGAUUCAGGGGAAUUCAGUUGUGCUUUUUUGCUCCUUCCGAGGGAGCAACGUGUUCUCUGGAAAACAAUUUGCAUCUCAUCACCCUGCUUGUGAAAUUAAUUACCUGCACUUCAGACAACUUGCAUGUAAAAAAAAAAAAAAAAAGACAUCGCAAACACUUCUUUGAAUCUUCAGACAUAAUAAAGAAAUAUUCAGAGUUAAAGUUUGGAUCCUAACCUCAGUUUUUCCUAAACUAUUUGUAUGGAUUUCCAGCUGUAGGGUUCUUUAUUACACUACAGGUGUGAGAAACCCUUUAUUACUCUCUCAGACUUCCACACAGUCUGCUCCAUAUUUAAUUUCUUCCAUUUCUCAACUCACUUAAAUUAUAUUUAUAGUUUCAAACAGAUCCAUUCAUGUGUUUCUGUUGCCUGGAAUAAUGUACGAGGUUUUUUUCUUUCAUUGGUUGUGGGAAUGGAGUUUGGUUGGAGUACUGUAGUUUUUUUUUUUUUCUAAACUACUAAAGCCUUUGUGGGUGUUGCUACAAGUUUGGUUGUGGGAUGUUAAUGCAGGGGAGUGGUUUCAGUUGGUGAACAGACACAUUAUGGAAUGAUAUAUGAUUUUGCCAAAUGAAUUUCAAAGUGAUACCAUAAAUUUAUGAUUUUCCCAUAUGUUAACGCAUUAUUGAAUCAGAGAUUACCCAAAGAACAUUAAGCCAGUGUGUUUUUCCUUCCAACAUGUCAUCAUUACUGUUAGUGGGUGCAAACAACUUGUUUGGUUGAUCACUGUGUGGGCUGGUAAAAGACAAUCUCCUGCUAAUCAAAGGCAAAUGUUUUCAUUUCGGCAUCCGUUCAAACGUUCCAUCACUUAAAUUCUGUCAUACAAGCCCUGCCAGUUCCUGUUAAGCAUCCAGUAAAAUAAACGGCUCAGUCAACAA